GACAGCUACAAGGAAAAUAAGGUAAAAAGGAAAACCAGUGAUCCUCUGAAGCCAAAGGACCAGAGAGCCUCUUCAGGACUCCUUCUCAAAAGGCCAGACAGACUGAAGUCCACAGUAAAUACACAGUAAACAAACCAUCUGGCUGGUCCAACAUCUGUACCCAGCCGACCAAUGAGAGGCUGUGACAAAAAUCACCGGACCAAUCAAAAGAGAGAAUCUGAUUUUAACCUAAUACGUCACCUUGACGAGGAGGACGACUGAGUGAAGUUUGAAAGGAAACAAAAGUGGACUUUUCCUCAUCUUUUAGCCUACUGGAGUCAUUUAAAUCCAGUGCCCUGAAAUAAACAUGGCAUUGCCGAAAUGGGAGAGAAAAGCGCGCAUACUUCUGUGCGUUUUCGGUUUGUUUUUGUCUGUUUAUGCGCUUCACGUCGAGCUGUCCAGAGAGAGGAACCCAGAGUACAGGGCGAUGUGCGACCUGGGGGAGUCUGUGAGCUGCUCCAAAGUUUUCACCUCCAGAUGGGGACGUGGUUUUGGUUUGGUCCAGUUCUUUGCUGCCAAAGAUAGCCCUCUGAACCAGCCCAACUCUGUGCUUGGCAUCAUAUUUUACACUCUGCAGAUGGGCCUGGGACUGUCUCUGUCCAAAAAAGCAGCCAUGUUUUUGGUCUUCGCCUCCUGGGUAUCCGUGGCCGGCUCCAUCUAUCUUGCAUCUAUUCUCGCCUUUGUUCUGGGGGAUUUCUGCAUGGUCUGCGUGUCAACAUACAUCGUCAACUUUGCGUUGCUCUUCACCAACCUGAAACGCAGGAGAGCAAUUGAAGGAAUGAAGGAGAAGGCUGGAUAGAAAGAGAUACAUGUGGAAUUUUACACCUUUUUUUUGUGCUGAGCUGAAGCCACAAUGGAUCUGAAAGACAAAUUCUCUCCCACAGUAUUUCUGCGUUAUUUACACCUGUGAAGGCUUUUCAGAGAAUCAGGACUGGAGAUGUAUCUCAGAAGAUCUAUAAGAUGAUUUUUAGUACAGAAACCUGCUGAAGUAGCAGUCACCUGUUUAUAUGAAUGUGCAUUUGUGAUGCUGAUUAAACAUUUUUGAAUACUA
Messenger RNA from Sebastes umbrosus (honeycomb rockfish), 1090 nucleotides. It is a transcript of the gene vkorc1, whose product is annotated as vitamin K epoxide reductase complex, subunit 1. The transcript has 4 exons. Lineage: Eukaryota; Metazoa; Chordata; Actinopteri; Perciformes; Sebastidae. Gene Ontology annotation, biological process: peptidyl-glutamic acid carboxylation; vitamin K metabolic process. The record is from RefSeq and is a predicted model, not a curated record. The coding region runs from base 347 to 838 and encodes 163 amino acids. Gene Ontology annotation, molecular function: vitamin-K-epoxide reductase (warfarin-sensitive) activity.